AUGGCACAUGUGAGAAGCAUCGUCCCGUCACUUGACGCUGUCAAGGACCUUCUGAACAAGCCCACCAAGGACGGCGCAAAGAAGCCGACGCUCGUGCCCGUCUAUCGCCAAAUCACCUCCGACCUCAUCACUCCCUCUGCCGCCUACCUCAAAGUCUCGGCGCAUGCCAAAUCCACGUCCUCCGCCUCCUCCACAUACUCAUUUCUGUUCGAAUCAGCAGCCACCGAGCAGGUCGGCCGAUACAGCUUCGUCGGCGCCGGCCCGCGCAAGAUCCUGACGACCGGUCCUGGCUACGGCGAAGAGAAGGACCCGUUGCCUGCGCUCGAGGCGGAAUUGGCGAACCACGUCGUUGCGCAUGUGCCGGGACUGAGACUGCCUCCUCUGACAGGAGGAGCCAUCGGCUAUGUCGGCUACGAUUGCGUGCGAUACUUUGAGCCCAAGACUGCGCGGCCGAUGAAGGACGUGUUGAAGAUUCCCGAGUCUUUGUUCAUGUUAUACGAUACGAUUGUCGCUUUUGACAGGUUUUACGGUGUCAUUAAGGUCAUUAGCUACGUCAAGGUUCCCACGGAUGGACAGACAAACUUGGAAGCAGCAUACGACGAGGCGAAGAAGACCAUUGACGAGCUGGUCAACGUUCUCAACAGCCCCGAGAUUCCCCUGCCGGAGCAGGGUCCCAUCGAGCUGGGCCAAGAGUACAAGUCCAAUAUUGGCCGCGAAGGCUACGAGGCCCACGUUACCAAGUUAAAAGAGCACAUUGUCAUUGGCGACAUCAUCCAAGCCGUGCCCUCGCAGCGUUUCGCUCGUCCUACCAACCUACACCCGUUCAACAUCUAUAGACACCUGCGAACCGUCAACCCGUCGCCGUAUUUGUUUUACAUUGACUGCCAGGACUUCCAGAUUGUCGGCGCAUCACCCGAGUUGCUAGUCAAGUCGGAAGCCGGCCGAAUCAUCACCCACCCCAUCGCCGGAACGGUCAAGAGAGGCCCGACGCCAGAGGAUGAUGAACGCCUGGCCAACGAGCUGCGCUCUUCGCUCAAAGACCGAGCCGAGCACGUCAUGCUCGUCGAUCUCGCCCGCAACGAUGUCAACCGUGUGGGCGAUCCAUUCACCGUCCGCGUCGACCGCCUCAUGGUGGUGGAAAAGUUCAGCCACGUGCAGCACCUCGUCUCCCAAGUCUCCGGUGUCCUGCGCCCAGACCAGACCCGAUUCGACGCUUUCCGAUCAAUUUUCCCGGCCGGCACCGUGUCCGGAGCGCCAAAGGUUCGCGCGAUGGAGCUCAUCGCCGAGUUGGAGCAGGAGAAGCGCGGCGUGUAUGCCGGUGCGGUUGGAUAUUUUGGUUACGGAGGAGUGGACGAGAACGGCGAGGAUGUUGAGGGCGCAAUGGACACUUGUAUCGCUCUGCGGACCAUGAUGACGAAGGAUGGUGUGGCGUAUCUCCAAGCUGGUGGCGGCAUUGUAUUCGACUCUGACGAGUACGAGGAGUGGCAGGAAACCAUUAACAAGCUGGGUGCCAACAUGCAGUGCAUCACUUCAGCGGAGGAAAUUUACUAUGACCAGCAACAAUCCGCAAAAAAGGCAUAA
Molecule: messenger RNA, 1581 nt
Organism: Trichoderma gamsii
Lineage: Eukaryota; Fungi; Ascomycota; Sordariomycetes; Hypocreales; Hypocreaceae
Product: anthranilate synthase component I
Exons: 3
Coding region: 1-1581 (526 amino acids)
Biological process (GO): L-tryptophan biosynthetic process
Molecular function (GO): anthranilate synthase activity
Source: RefSeq, a predicted model, not a curated record